AUGAACCAAAAAGAUGAACCCGGUACUAGCAAAGACAUGUACCACUAUGGGCUUCAACUGUACAACAGUGCAAUAGAACAUAUGUCACAUCAGCUCAACCGGAAACGAAAAAUUUACAGCGACGCACUCAUAUAUACCAUCGCUCUUUUCCAGAUCCUUGUGAUGCAAUCCCUGUCACCUAUACAAUCGAAUGGUCCAAAUGAUGUGGCUGCUCCUAAUGAUGGCUUCUCUUAUACGAUACCGCCCGAAGAAUACCAACCAAUUGAUGAACUUUUCGAAAUAAUGUCGGCCAUGGCACCUCUCUUGAAUGCUGUCGAGACAAUCAAUAUGUCCAGCCACGAAACUCGCCAGAAAUUACUAUUUGACGCCAUCGACCAUAGGAAUUUGCUAAUGGCAUGGUACACUAAAGAAGUCGAGGAUAUCGGAGGUGCCCCAUGGAUUGGCACCCCAAUUUCAAAAUUACCUUCUGCAGAACAUUUUUUCGGGCCAUCCUACUGUUUUUCUUCGCUUGAUUGCGCCAGGAUACAUGUGCUCUACUGGGCUGCAUUAUCUAUACUUCAAGGUGUAAUCGGCCAGGCAUGGUGUUAUACUUAUUUCACAUCGCCCUCUCCCCUCAAUAUCUUCAACGACAAUGAGUAUCAGCAGUCGAAAUUCUACGCUGAUGAAAUCAGUCGUGCUAUACCAUUUUGCUUGUCAGAAAGUCACAGGGCGUGGGGCUCAAAUAUUACAAUAUUUUCGCUCGGCCAGGUCGCGAAAGUAUAUUUGGAGUUUCAAUGUCGGGAGGAGUUCAUGUGGGCUCAAGAAGGAUUCAAGCUUAUGGGAAGCAUGGGAUCGGACUUCCCGAAUCGUGUGAGUGAGUUACUCGAAUAUAACUGGAGGGUACGGGAUAGUUCGAGCGCAAGUCCAAGUUCGAGCCAAUCUUCGCCGCCGACCGAUCAAGAAACACCCCCGGGCUACUUGAUUGAGGAAACGUGUUAA
This is a messenger RNA of Penicillium angulare, 978 nucleotides long. RefSeq lists its product as uncharacterized. The record is from RefSeq and is a predicted model, not a curated record. The coding region runs from base 1 to 978 and encodes 325 amino acids. The transcript has 2 exons. NCBI's taxonomy places the organism in Eukaryota, Fungi, Ascomycota, Eurotiomycetes, Eurotiales, Aspergillaceae.